UGCAAAACGGGUCAAAAGUGGUUUAGGCGGUUGUAUUUGUUUAUACACCAAUUUAUUAACCAUUAUUAAUUGUACAAACCGAAAACAACAUGCCCAUUAUAGUAAGGACACAAAACUCUGGCAAAUCUGAUUGGGCUAUUAUAGAGCUACAAGGCGAUCUGGAGGUGAGGAGCAACCAGGACAAGCAUGAUCAGUUUAUUGGCGAUCUCUACUACAAUAAAUAUGGCCAACCUAUUCUCAUCAUUGGCCAUCACAUCCUUCAGGGUCGCGAACAAAAGUUAGAUAAACCAUUUGCUGUGCUGGAAAAAUCAAAAAGCAAUGAAGGAGAACGACUCUUGGAUACGAGCAUGGCCUCUCAGGAUGUGAGCAUGCUGAAUGCCACGACGGGAGCAGAACGCACUGUGCUGGAUCACACGAUUGCCCAGGAGCACAAGAGUCGUCAGAGAACAGAGUACACCGUCCGCGCUGUUUGCACCAAGAAAUUAAUUUUUAAAUCGCGUCCCAAACCAAUUAUAGCCAAUGUUGCCAAGUCCGUUUAAGUGUCUUUUAAAAAUAUAGUUUUAUUCGCUUUUUAUGAUAAUAGAUUAAUAAGUAGACUAUUAAACAAUUUCCAUUU
This is a messenger RNA of Drosophila rhopaloa, 616 nucleotides long. Its product is annotated as chromosome transmission fidelity protein 8 homolog. The transcript has 3 exons. NCBI's taxonomy places the organism in Eukaryota, Metazoa, Arthropoda, Insecta, Diptera, Drosophilidae. Bases 90 to 539 code for a protein of 149 amino acids. Gene Ontology annotation, cellular component: Ctf18 RFC-like complex. The record is from RefSeq and is a predicted model, not a curated record. Gene Ontology annotation, biological process: mitotic sister chromatid cohesion.